Messenger RNA from Arabidopsis thaliana (thale cress), 405 nucleotides. RefSeq lists its product as uncharacterized. The record is from RefSeq and is marked reviewed. NCBI's taxonomy places the organism in Eukaryota, Viridiplantae, Streptophyta, Magnoliopsida, Brassicales, Brassicaceae. Bases 1 to 405 code for a protein of 134 amino acids. The transcript has 2 exons.
AUGAUAUUACUUGAGCCACAGACUGUCUAUCGUAUGAUAUCGGACAAGAGUGACAUCAAACAGAAAAAAAAAGAAAGGAAGAAAAAACAAUACAAAAAAAAACUAAAACGUACUGACUUUGAUAGAAAUGUUAAAAAGAAAUCCCCAGAAACUGCAUUCCGUUUAAAGACGUUAGCACCAAAACCAGAUGAGUGGAGAGAUGGUGGACGUUCAGUUUAUAAAACCCAGUGCAACACUAAAACAAAAAAAGCCAAGAGACAAAAAGAAUGUAACAAUAUUCGUCCCCACCAUCACCAACCUAUAGAGAAACUAACUUCGAUAAAACAAAUGGCACUUGAGAAAACUGUAAAACCAGGGACAGUAAAGAAAAGAAAACAAAACAUAAACCAACAAAAGGAAAAAUAA